Messenger RNA from Oncorhynchus keta (chum salmon), 1521 nucleotides. Its product is annotated as smoothelin-like protein 1. Gene Ontology annotation, biological process: actin cytoskeleton organization. Gene Ontology annotation, cellular component: microtubule organizing center; filamentous actin. The transcript has 8 exons. The record is from RefSeq and is a predicted model, not a curated record. Lineage: Eukaryota; Metazoa; Chordata; Actinopteri; Salmoniformes; Salmonidae. Gene Ontology annotation, molecular function: protein binding. The coding region runs from base 529 to 1173 and encodes 214 amino acids.
GAGCUUUGAAGGAAGUAGUAAGAGAAGGGAGGACAGACAGUCCCACGAUUCAGUCUGUUCUCCUCCCUCCCUCCUCCUUGCCCUGAGUAGUUAUUUUCACCAGUACCCCUCUCCUCCCUCCCAAAACAUCCAUUCUGGUCCAACGCUGAGGCAGGGGGUGUGGUGUUAGGGCUCAGCACUCCCUUGUGCAAGUCUGAGGAAGAGGGAGAGAGCGGGACAGGGGUACUGAACAUCGAGGGGAAACGCAAGUCUUCAUCACCUGACGCAAACAGCUGCUGCUGUGUCCCCUAAAGACACCGACAGAACCCAGUGAACAGCCCCAUACAGUAUACUGGACAUGGAGGCGGGACCUGAUGAGGGAGCAGUGGGGGCUGCGUCUGCCAAUGAGGCCUCCGAGACGACCCCCAGCGACACGUCGUCAGGCACACUGACCAGUCAGUAGCUAGCUGCUAUUGAGGAUGAAGAAGUCCUGAAUAAACUGGUGGGGCACUCGUGUUGGAUAAGGCUGUGGAUUUUGAUGAAAGGCGAAUGAUCCGCGCUGCAUUGAGGGACCUGCUCAAGAAGAAGAGAGAGAAGCGAGAGAAAGAGCGGGGGUCACGGCAAGAUGACCUGAGACAGCAGGCUUUGAGUAAAGCAGACUCAGGACGAAUGGGAAUGAACAGGGGCCAGACCAGCAAUCACCAGCCUAAAUCCCACAUGCACAGCCAAUUUCCUGCAUCAACCACCAGCUCCUUGUCUAAGACAACUAGCAGCAUGGCCAACCCAGCUAUCGCAACAGCCCAUCAGUCUUCCCCUGUCGCUGCAGCACCCAACAUGAAAAAUGUCAAGCAGAUGUUACUGGAUUGGUGCAGGGCCAAAACCGAACCAUAUGAGGGGGUGGAAAUCCACAACUUCUCCUCCAGUUGGAGUGAUGGCAUAGCGUUCUGUGCGCUGGUGCACAGGUUCUUCCCAGAUGCAUUUGAGUACUCCAUCCUCAACCCCAACGCACGCAAGGACAACUUUGAGCUGGCCUUCAGCACUGCAGAGAGGCUGGCAGAUUGCCCCCCUCUGCUGGACGUUGAAGACUUGCUGCGGAUGCGUGAGCCUGACUGGAAGUGUGUGUACACAUACAUCCAGGAGUUCUACCGAUGCCUGGUGGAGAAAGGCCUAGUUAAAACUAAAAAGAAACUCUAAAUACACUGUUUCACAGUAUACUUAAAUACAUGUUGCGUCCACGUGCCAUGGGGAAGGGAUAUAAACGUUUGCAAUUUGCUGCAGCAGCUUGUAAGCACAUAGCUGGGAUUUUGAUUAUUUGUGUAUUUUUUUAUUGUUUUGUGUGAGCUUACACUUAUCUGUGUAUGUUUUCAGAAGACAGCUGGCACUUAGGAUCUGUACAUUCCACUAAGAUUACACAUCUACAUUAAUCUCAGUCAGAGCCAUAGGGAAUCUGUGAAUGGCUUUUUGGGGUGCUGAGGUGCUGUGCCCUGACUAUCAUGCCUUUUUGUGUGUAGGCUAUGUAUGGAUUAAAGAUACUGUGCAUGA